Microthlaspi erraticum is the source of this 333-nucleotide messenger RNA. Lineage: Eukaryota; Viridiplantae; Streptophyta; Magnoliopsida; Brassicales; Brassicaceae. The record is from the annotation of a GenBank genome assembly.
AUGACUCGCCUUGUUGAAAAUUUUGAGUCGGACGGGCUGAAUGAAAGUUUGAUGGUGAAGCAGAUGGCUGAAAGUUUGGAGGAAGCCCCCAUUGUUGAGCGUUUGGUGGUGUACCCCACUGUUGAGCAUUUGGCGGUGUUCCCCACUGUGGAGCAUUUGGUGGUGUGCCCCAUUGUGGAGCAUUCGGUGGUGUGCCCCAUUGUGGAGCUGGUUGGGGUGAUCCCCAUUGUUGAGCAUUUGGUGGUGUGCCCCAUUGUUGAAAACUGGGAGCCCAUAAUCCUCCUGAACUUUGUCCUCCUAAACUGUUACCGACAAAGAUGGACUUCCAGAUGA